Mesorhabditis belari is the source of this 900-nucleotide messenger RNA. The record is from the annotation of a GenBank genome assembly. Lineage: Eukaryota; Metazoa; Nematoda; Chromadorea; Rhabditida; Rhabditidae.
AUGAAAGUCUUUCAGUCUCUCAACUGCGUUGUCUGCAAGUUGCCAUUUGCUCGAAAGGCCAACGAGGCUCGGUCACCACGACGUUCAUCCUGCGGACCGGCGAUGUGUCACGAAUGCUUCGAGAAGGAGAGGCUGUUGGAGAAAGAGGAGAGGAAACAUCAAUGUGUUCGGAAACCGUGCUUUACAAAUCCCAAUUUUGCAUUUUACCUGAUUGAUGUUCUAUCGCAAGAAGAUUCCUUGGCACUUUCACCUUUGGGAGAUGGUUAUUUGCUUGUCAAGCCCUUCAAAAUUCCCGAAUGUCCAAUUUGUCAUGAUGAAUAUUCGAAUCAAGUUGACGGAAAGAAAUCGCGUUCGCUCUUUUGCAAUCACCUUAUCUAUUUCUUGAAUGAAUUGCCAAUGAUGACACGUCAAAUGGAUGGAAGGAGGAACCAUCGUGUUUGUGAUGAUUGCAAAGAGACGGGCAUUAUUGACAAGAUGUAUCACUGUAGUGAAUGUGAUUUGAAGAUUUGUUCAGAUUGCCUUGUUGAGGAGCAUCGGUCUCAUGAGACAACACGACUUUUGAAGAAUGAACUUUGUGAAAUGUCCGAAGCUCAACAGAAAGAUUCGACCCAGAUGGUGAAAACGUACAACGAUUUGUUUGCAUUAAUGCACGAGAAUACUUUGAAGGGUCUGGAGGCUUUUGGAACGAAAUUGACUUUGAAAGAGGAAAACUCUAAGAGCAUUUCGACAUUUGGAGAAGCGAAGAAGACACUUGAAAAAUGCGCGAAGCUGAGGGAGGACUUUGAGACGAUUUCGGAGAAACUCAUGCCUCAUUUGCGUCGAUAUGAGACGAAAGUCAAGACAUUGACUGAAAGAAUUGACAAAGAUGACUAUCAAGGACUUAAAGAUGGAUUUGAAGAG